Molecule: messenger RNA, 2792 nt
Organism: Mugil cephalus (flathead mullet)
Lineage: Eukaryota; Metazoa; Chordata; Actinopteri; Mugiliformes; Mugilidae
Product: cytochrome P450 2F2-like
Exons: 12
Coding region: 210-1682 (490 amino acids)
Biological process (GO): xenobiotic metabolic process
Cellular component (GO): intracellular membrane-bounded organelle; cytoplasm
Molecular function (GO): heme binding; iron ion binding; oxidoreductase activity, acting on paired donors, with incorporation or reduction of molecular oxygen, reduced flavin or flavoprotein as one donor, and incorporation of one atom of oxygen
Source: RefSeq, a predicted model, not a curated record
CCGACGUGGGCGGCUUCAAACCAGGAGAUUGCUGCAGAACUAGGCGCUUAUCUUCACUCAGAGUUGGUCCUCCAUACAGCAACACGUUCUCUCUAUCUCUAAACCAUCUCCUGGGUCUAUUUGAUGUUUCCUCACGCGGAGGAACAAAGUCCAUAGACGGCUCUCCUUUUCACAGCAAGUCAGCCAGUUCAGUGCCAUUCUGCAGCACCAUGUUUGUUUCUCUUGUCCUGCUAUGGAUUUGUGUUUGGUUUAUCUUCCUUCAACUCAAACCGCGGCGGCCCAAGAACUUUCCGCCGGGGCCUCCAGUUCUUCCCAUACUGGGGAGUAUUUUGCACAUGAGCCUAGAAAACCCAUUGAAGGACUUUGAGAGGUUGAUGAACACUUACGGAAACAUCUACAGUAUCUACAUUGGUUCCAAACCCGCUGUAGUCAUCAAUGGGUUGAAGGCCAUCAAGGAGGCCAUAGUGAUCAAGGCUGCUGAUUUCGCUGGACGACCCCAAGACCUAUUUGUUAAUGACGUCACACAGAAUAAAGGAGUGAUUCUGGCUGAUUAUGGACCUAGUUGGAGAGAACAUCGUCGCUUUGCUCUGAUGACUUUGAGGAACUUUGGUCUGGGGAAAAACUCAAUGGAGGACAGAAUUCAUGGAGAGAUUGUAUACAUUGUUAAAACACUAGAAGAGAGCAUUGGCAGCCUUCUGAGUCCUCGGGUCAUGUUUCACAACGCGUCCUCCAACAUCAUCUGUAAGGUUCUGUUUGGUACACGCUACGAGUACGACGAUGAGUUCAUCAAAGUGAUUGUUCAGUGCUUCACUGAGAAUGCCAAGCUAGCAAAUGGACCGUGGGCAAUGUUGUAUGACUCUAUGCCCAUAGUUCGAAACCUGCCCCUGCCCUUCCGCAAGGCCUUUAAGAAUGCUGAGGUUUGCCAGGGUUUAACUACUGCUGUACUGGCCGAGCACAAGGAGACCAGAAUCCCUGGACAGCCACGAGACUUUCUUGACUGCUACCUGGACGAACUGGAAAAGAGAGGUGAUGACUCCACAUUUUCAGAGGACCAACUCAUCAUGUACGCUCUAGAUCUUCACUUUGCCGGGACUGACACCACCUCCAACACCCUGCUCACUGGAUUCCUUUACCUAAUGUCGUAUCCCGACAUACAAGAGCGCUGUCAGCAGGAGAUAGACCAUGUGUUGGCGGAUAAAGACCGGGCUACUUUUGAGGACAGACACAACAUGCCUUACGUGCAGGCUGUGAUCCAUGAAGUCCAGAGGAUUGCCAACACUGUUCCACUCAGUGUCUUCCACUGCACCACCAAAGAUGCAGAGCUCAUGGGGUAUUCCAUUCCCAAGGGUACAAUGAUCAUUGAGAACCUGACCUCAGUGCUGAAUGAAGAGGGACAAUGGAAGUUCCCUCACGAAUUCAACCCUGAAAACUUCCUUAAUGACCAGGGCGACUUUGUUAAACCAGACGCCUUCAUGCCUUUCUCUGCAGGCCCUCGGAUGUGUCUCGGAGAGAGUCUGGCUCGUAUGGAGCUCUUCCUCAUCAUUGUGACUCUGCUGAGGAAGUUUAAGUUCGUCUGGCCCGAGGAUGCAGGAAAGCCAGAUUUCACUCCCGUCUAUGGAGUCACUUUGACUCCCAAACCUUAUCACAUGAAGGUUCAACUCAGGGCUGGAAAUAGUGGGUAAAUAGAGAACAGAAACAGAGCAAGAUCAACACAAGUUUCUUUUUUUUUUUUGCCACCGUGUGACAAUAGACAUAAUGAAAUAUGGGGCCUCUUCACACCUUGUGUUAAGAUCCAGUCAAAACUGGUCACUUGCCAUUGGAUUGCUUGGAUCAGAUUUUAAUGCAAGAUCUGAUCAGGCCUUGAAGUUAGAGGAGGGCAUUUAUUGGAGUCAAAAUGUUUGACGAGUAGUCAUUUCUUUCAGUCAUUAAUCUAUUCAUCUAUCAAUGCACAUUUUACCAUAAUAGCUCAAAACAGGACGACCCUGACUGUAGGAUGGACAACACACUCUCAAACACAUACAUGCUUACAAAAAAAAGCCACUUUCACUGGUCACAUUAACAUCGAUGGUGUAUGUGCAACACGAUUCAGAUCAUUCUCAGCAGAGAUCAGUGUAGCUGUUACGUGGAUGUUAAAUGAAUGAUGAGAUGAAAUGCUCCAAAACCUCAAUCAGAAAGUAACAUUUUUGACAUGCACAGUGUGGUUCUGCCCACUGUGGUGCAUAGAAUCAGUCAGAAAUUAAACCGAACCAAACUUUGACAGCACUGUUUCCUUCCCACCUUGAAAGUCGUCACAUUAUUCAUCACAUUAAACAUAUGUAGUGCACACAGAGAGAAACAUUCAUAUCAGUGGUUAUUAACAGCUUCCUGUUCACUGGACCAUAUCUGUUUUACAAAUUCAUUGCAGUCUAUUCUAAUUGCGGCUUUUACAUUAGGUAUUUUUAUUUUGAUUGGGUAGUUAUUGUGAUUAAUAAUAGAAUACUAGGUUCCCUGUAAACAAAUGUGCUCACCUUAUUUAUGACUUUUGACUUGUCACCAAAAAGAACAAAGAAGAUGACUUUAAUCUGGAAUUGUAAAUUGUACUAAAUAUGUCAGAUUAUUGUACAUCUUUGUAUUAACAUGUGAUCUUACCAUAGCUCAUUUUUGUGUAGCUCCCGCAGCAUUUUUAAUCUGGGAGACAAAAGAUAUAUGUAUGUAUUGAAUGUCACUUCAUUUAAUUCAGACAGCUUGGUUUUGUAUCCCAGUGUAUCUUAACCGCUUCUAAAAAAAUUGUAAAUUAAACAAAAGGAACGAAA